Messenger RNA from Lineus longissimus, 1344 nucleotides. Its product is annotated as cytochrome c oxidase subunit NDUFA4-like. The transcript is spliced from 4 exons. Bases 100 to 372 code for a protein of 90 amino acids. The record is from RefSeq and is a predicted model, not a curated record. NCBI's taxonomy places the organism in Eukaryota, Metazoa, Nemertea, Pilidiophora, Heteronemertea, Lineidae.
CGAGACUCGACAUCCGGGCAUUUUCGAACUUUUCUUUGCUGGACAGAUGCUCGAGGAAUUUUUCUAAUUUGACCAUAAUAAGAUAGAAUUUCAGCCAAAAUGCAGGGCUUGUCUUUAAAAUCAUUAAAAAAGCAUCCUGCUUUGAUUCCCCUGUACUUUUGUGUGGGUGUUGGAGUUUGUGGAGCUGCUUUUUAUACAACAAGGUUGGCCACUCGCUGCCCUGAUGUGAGUUGGGACAAGAAGAAAAACCCCUACCCAUGGCAAAAACUGGGGGAAACUGGACAAUAUAAGUUUUACUCUCCCGUGCGAGAUUACAAAAAGUUGAAGUACCCAUCGGAGAGGCCAGACAUUGAGAGCAUGGAAGAGAAGUAAGCUGCCAGUGAGCCAAGGGCCAGAUUUACUUCACCAUUUGGCUGUACAUAAACAAACGUGAUAAAACUUAGCCAUUUAGUUUCAUUUGUCAUAUGGAUAUUCAGUAAAUUCAAAGUUUUGAUGGAAUAUUGACACUUAAAAAAUACCAUUAUAAUCAUUAUUGUUUGUUUGAUUUUCAUGGGUGGAUUUGUUUGUUAGUAUUCUGUCCCCUCCUGGUAAUUUGAGAUUCUCCAUUCCAUUACCAGUAUCCUAGCAUGAAAAUUGUAAUGGAAAAGGUUACUUUAGAUUUCCAUGGGGUGAUAGAGGUCCUGUUCUAUUGCUGUUCUUUGGUCUUUUAAACCAGCUCCUGAGACACCAAAUUGAGACUAAGUGAAGCCAGACCAGUUCCCUAAAUUGGCCCGACGGCGCAAAUAAGUCACCUGAAGAUAAUCAGUCGGAGCCCCAGCUCCGCUAUAGUCCCCCUUAACUCAUCCCUUCAUUAAAAUCGUUGAUUUUAUGUUAAAUUUGGACUGAAAUUGUUGCUUUGAGAUGUAUGUAAUCUCCUCAACUCAAGUUCCAUAGUUUUAGUAUGGCAGUAUACUAUUCAUGCUCAUUCUUUUGCUGAAGAAUAUGCACUUGGUUGAGUUAGCAGUCAUGUUAAUGCCUUUGAAAUGAAAGACUAGUUAUACGAACAGGGUAUGAUUCAAAUAGAAAUUUGCCUCUAAAAGAUGCUUUUAGCUGUCUUUGUCAACAAAACAAUAUGGUCGUUAGCUGAUAUUUUUCUACACAUGUUAUUUCAUCUGCCUUGGUUUGUUGGCAGUUUUUGUGUUGUGUAAAAUCCUCUUCCUUGUACAUGAUGAAUUCAGAAGUGGCUUGGUAAACUGUGCUGUCUCUCUGCUUAGACAUUUAAAACAUGUAUCGUAGCUCGGUGUGGAUUUUCGGAUUGUAAUCAGGUGAGAGUGUUCACAUUCAAUAAAAGAAAUUUACAUGUAA